Messenger RNA from Aspergillus campestris IBT 28561, 1425 nucleotides. RefSeq lists its product as uncharacterized. Gene Ontology annotation, molecular function: N-acetyltransferase activity. Bases 1 to 1380 code for a protein of 459 amino acids. The transcript has 2 exons. Lineage: Eukaryota; Fungi; Ascomycota; Eurotiomycetes; Eurotiales; Aspergillaceae. The record is from RefSeq and is a predicted model, not a curated record.
AUGGACAAACUGGAAAAGCUGCGCCCAGCAGGCCGGCUGGAACAAUGCUCGACUGCGCGCCACGCUCUCGGGUUCUACAACAAUGUGGCUGUCACAGCCAGCUACUCACUCCCAGAGUCCUAUACACUCUCGGUGAAAGAUUAUGUGUAUAAAGUCUGUGAGAUACUCAUCGGCCAACAUCCCAUUCUGUCAGCCAUUCCCGUUGGCGAGGAUACCAAAGAGCCGUAUUUCGCGCGUCUCCCCGAGGUCGACCUGAGCACACCAGUCAGCUUCCAGGCGCGCACUGGGCCUUUCCCUGGUCCGGACGAGGCAGAUAGCGAGCUGGACGCUGUUUUACAAGCGCAACAUAAUACACCUUUCGAAGCUCCAUCGCCGCAUUGGAGACUCCAUGUAUUAACCCAUCCCGCCGAGAACCGGCGCUUCACGGCUGCCUUUGUAUUCCACCAUGCCAUCGGCGACGGCACCUCUGGGAAGGCCUUCCAUCGGACUUUCCUACAGGCACUGCAUUCCAUUGCAUCGCUGCCUCCCGGCGAGGCCCAACAGCUGAUCCGCUCACCACAAUCGCCACUACUUCCGAACAUGGAAGAGCUACACCCUCUCCCCCUAUCCAUCCCCUUCCUCGCAGGCGCUCUCUUCCGCGAAAAGAUCUGGUCAUCCACCGACCCCGGUCUAUGGGCGGGCUCAGAAGUCCGCCUACCGCUGGAGACAAACGUGCGGCACGUAGUGAUCCCGAAGGCAGUAGCCAGCUCCUUCAGAGACAGCUGUCGGCAGAACGACACGACAAUCACCGCCGCGCUGCAGACACUUAUCGCGCGUGCUAUUCUCACUCACGCCCCCGAGCAUUUCACCAGCGUGCACUUCUCCGGCGCCAUGUCCACCCGGCGAUGGAUGCCCGAUAGUAUCACCGACGACUCCAUCGGCGUCUGGGUCCAGGAUUACAGCGAAGACUACACCCGCAAGGCCGUCACUUCGGAGACCUUCCCGUGGGCCGAGGCCAGACGCUCUCGGGAGACGAUCGAGAAGGUGCUCCAGCUCAAGGGCAAGAACGCGGGCCCGAACCUCCUCAAGUACGUGGGUGACUUCCACGAAGAGCUCUACCGGUCGAAGGUGGGGAAGCCGCGGAAGGCCUCGUUCGAGGUGUCGAAUAUUGGGGCGUUGGGGGUUGGAGAGCAGGAGGCGGAGCGCCCGCAGAUUGGCCGCUUGGUCUUCUCUCAGAGUGCUAGUGUUACUGGGAGUGCUAUCGAGGUGUCUGUUGCUAGUGGGGGUGAUGGGUGCUUGGUGUUGGCUUUUACCUGGCAGACGGAUGUUGUAGACGCUACAUUGAUGGCUUCUGUUAUAGAGCAGGCUACGAGGGAGGUGCAUGGCGUUUGCACUCUGUGAUAUGAAUAUACUAGUGGUGGUGGUGUAUAUAGAGGUGGCUUUCAG